AUGGGAGCAUUAUAUAAAUGUUAAACCAAUUAUUAAUGCUCAGAGAGCCUGAUCGAUCUCAUCAUAAGUAGUGGGAUUCUGUAUUAUUUUAUAAUGAAAGCUAAAUUCAUGUUUGAAAAUAACAAUGGAAUUCUACUAUUAAUCGAUUAAACUCUGUGUGUCAUAGGCACUAUUCAGAUGGCUCUCCAAGUGUUUUACUUCAUGUUUGCAAGUACUCGUUUCUCAUUAUGUAGAAUCCAUCAUUUGGCUGAUAAGUUUAAAAAGCAUAGGAUUGGUUUUAGAAUUGUUAAUAUGCAUAAUAUUAAUAAGUGUUAUUCAAGUUUUUAAUAUAGGUCGUUUGGGAUUAUGCUUGAUAGGAUUCCUUUGGCUAUAUCAGACCAUAAACCAUCAUCAAGAGAGUGUGUAUAUUAUUGUGGAAAAACUACAAGUUAUCAGUGCAAUGUGAUUUCGAACUUGAUUAUGUCUUUCAUUGGUUUGAUGCUGUCAAUCGUAGCAUUGUUUAUUGGAUUUUAGUGUGUUCAUCACUUGCACCAAUACAAGGAGUACUUAAUGGAUAACAAAAAUGACUCCUUCUCUCAUCAAUUAAUUAAAUUAGAAACAAGACUUACUUAGAUCAAGAUAUUAAAAAUAAGCGGUUUGAUUUAAUACGGAGUUCAAUUCAGUUUGGAUGUAUUUGUCUAUGCAUUAUCAUCCUCCAAUCCAACAGAGUGUACUAACUAUUUGAUACCAACAUCGAUCUUAACAGUUUUAAUAUACUCUUUAUUAAAAUUAAUAUCACUGAUAACAAUCCCAGUUGCCGUUUUCCUGGUCUGUUACGAAUGCAAUAAGGAAUACUUUGGCACUGAUCACCACAUCUGGAAUUUUCCAAACAGCCAAAGAACGUUAAAAGCCUUAGCAGAUCAAGAGUAAUUGAACUACGUUGAGAUGUCUGAAGUUAAAUGA
This is a messenger RNA of Paramecium tetraurelia, 942 nucleotides long. RefSeq lists its product as uncharacterized. Lineage: Eukaryota; Ciliophora; Oligohymenophorea; Peniculida; Parameciidae. The transcript is spliced from 5 exons. The record is from RefSeq and is a predicted model, not a curated record.